Molecule: messenger RNA, 2574 nt
Organism: Vidua macroura (Pin-tailed whydah)
Lineage: Eukaryota; Metazoa; Chordata; Aves; Passeriformes; Viduidae
Gene: EEF1AKMT4
Product: EEF1A lysine methyltransferase 4
Exons: 3
Coding region: 34-792 (252 amino acids)
Molecular function (GO): S-adenosylmethionine-dependent methyltransferase activity
Source: RefSeq, a predicted model, not a curated record
GUGGCGCCCGGUGCUCCCGCCCCGCUCCCGGGCAUGGAGCGGCGGCGCGCGCCCGCCGCGCCCCCCCGGUACGGGCGGCGCCGGUUCUGGGACGCGCUGUACCGGCGGGAGGGCGCCGAGACCCGCGAGUGGCUGGGGGGGCUCUCCCGGUUUCUCCCGCAGCUGGAGCCCGAGCUGCGCCCCGGUGACCGCAUCCUCGUCCUCGGCUGCGGCAACAGCGCCCUGAGCCACGACCUGCACGAGCUGGGCUACACCGACGUCACCAGCAUCGACUUCUCGCCCGCCUGCAUCGCGGCCAUGCGCGCCCGCUACGCCGGCUGCCCCGGCCUGCGCUGGGCCGUCAUGGACAUCCGCGCCCUCGCCUUCCCCGACGCCUCCUUCGACGUGGUGCUGGAGAAGGGCACCCUCGACGUGCUGAUGGUGGAGGAAACUGACCCCUGGGACGUCUCGCCCCAGGCAGCUGCUGCGAUGCGCCGGGUGCUGGCAGAGGUGAGCCGGGUGCUGCGCCCAGGGGGCUGCUUCAUCUCCAUCACCUUCGCCCAGCCCCACUUCCGCAAGCCCCACUAUGCCCAGGAGGCCUUCGGCUGGUCCCUGCGCCACGCUGCCUGUGGGGACGGGGACGCCGGUGCCUUCCACUACUUCCUCUACGUCAUGCGCAAGGGGCAGCCCCUGGACCCCCGGGACGCGGCCCUGGGGCGCCGGCUGCACCAGCCCCCCCCGCCCCCCGCCCCGCCGCCGCCCCCCGCCCCCCCGGACGACGACGAGGACUAUCUCCUUGCCAUCCAGCUGUGACCAGGGGGCUUUCCCAACCUCCCCCCACCCAACAAAGCCUUAAGAUGCUCCGUCCUCACAGGUGGGAGACAGGGAACCGGUGCAUCCCCCUGCAAGGUGCCCAGUGAUGUGGGUAAUGGGAGGGAAGAGGGGGAUACUUGGCUUCCUCCGGGGGGCACAGGGAUGCUCUGGUGAUUCUGUGCCCCCUCCCUGGCCUUUCCUUGCUGAGCUGGAGAGCAGCCAGGACUCCAGGCUUUGCAGCCAGUAAUGAAACCAAAUCGGGUUUAAUUUCACCCAUCCAUCUUGCAGGGAGUGGCUCCCUGUCCCCCAUCCCUUCCCCUUGGCACGGACAGCUGGGCUGAGGGCACAAUGGGGGUGCUGGCACUGGGUAUGGGGGCAGGAUUGGGGGUGCCCACUGCACCAGGACCCCUGCCCCAGCUUCCCUGGACAUGGGGGUGUGCAAGGGCACCGUGUCCUUGUCCCUGUCACCCCCCAAGUAGUGGGGGGUCCAGGCUGGAAUGUGCCAGCGUGGGGCAGGCGGUGCCACAGGGCAGGAAGGGCAGCACAUCUGCUUCUUUCCCCAUCCAUCCCCACUCCUGCCUGUGGUGACACGCCUGGCCUGUGUCCCCCCGUGCCUGGGGCCAGCAGCACAGUGACAUGUGGGUGACGGGUGGGCCACCGCGUGCUGCUGGGACUGGCUGCGCGUGUGUGCUGCUGUGGCAGGUGCGUGGGUGCCACUGGCAGUGUCCCCAGAGGCUCUUUGGGCACCAACUCCCCCUGGCGUGGGCAAAAGGGACCCCUCCUGGGUGGGCUGGCGGUGACACCACAGAGGCACAAGCUGCUGGGCUGCUAUUUCAGGCAGGAGGUGUAAGUGGGUCAGCCAGUGGCUCCCCCUGCACCAGGAGCCAGCGAAGGGCUCUGGGGUCAGCCCCAUCCUGGCCAUGCCACCCCAUCCCACAGGCACCCCAAAAACCAGCUGGCGCGAGGAAGGGACAGAAAGGAGCAGGCAGCUGCCGGCUUCACCUGGGUACAUGAAUGUAUUUUAUUCAUUGCAUUUUGUUCACCAGUACAGUGAAAAAUGGCAUUUAAAUUUACAAUGGAUCAUUCGUAGAACAUCAUGACACAAGUAUCUUUUUUUUUCUUUUUUUUUUCUUUUUUUCCUCAGUUUUUUGUUUGUUUUUUUUUUUUGUUUUCUUUUUUUGUUGUGGUUUUUUUUUUUUUUUUGCGUCGUUGUCUCCAUAAAUGCCACUCGUAGGUUAUUGAAAAAGAUGACAAGUUUCUCAUGCACAUCAGAACCCCCCGAGAAGCUUCUUAAAAAAUAAAAUUAAAUUAAAGUACAAAAUUAAAAACAACGACUCAGGCCGGUCCCUGCCCUCCCCACUCUCCCCCGACCCCACCUCCCUCAAGCGAGGGGUGGUGCUGGGACCCCCCCCGGCACCUGCAGCUGGCCCCGGUGGGCUCUGCCCCGGUGCUGCCGGGAAGGAACUGCAGCGGCCGGUGAUGCUGCCAAACCCUCCGGUGCUCCUGCUGCCUGCCAGCGGGGGUCGGGCCAGGGGUCCCUGCUCCCCUCCCUCCUCCUGUGGCUUUCCUCAUGCUCCCUCCAUCACUCUAGCCCCCCCUUUAAUUUUUGCCUUCGUUUUUUUCUUCUUUUUUUGUCUUUUUUUUUCUUAUGGAAAAAAAUAUGAACCUUUUUUUGUUGGUUGGUCGGUUGUUUUCGUUUGUUUUCUCGAUGCAGUUACUUUGACAUCUCAACGUCAGCAGAUCGUUUUUAACAAAGAUUCGGAUAUAAAAAUACAAAUAUGA